AUCAGCAUGCAAAAAAACACCCCCACACAGUCCUGCUUCCACCUGUUCAACACACACACACACACACACACACACACACACACACACACACACACACACACACACAUUAAUAUUACACUAUAUUUGGAUAUGAUAUUAAUCGCGAGCCGUCACUCACUCUGAAACACAGCGUGAGAAACAUCACACUCCGGAGAAGUCAUGUCAGUCAACUCCUCGUCCUCCUCUAACGCUUCCCUUCCUCUGUCUCCGCUCUCUUCCCUCUCCAACAUGUUUUCUCUCUUUCGAAGCUGCCUCAGAUCCACAGCUGGCACUUUUCACAUCAUCGCCUUAACCAUCAUCAAUGUCCUCCACCUCUCUCUCUACGUCUACGUCCUUUACCUGGGCCUCCAACGAUGGCGCCAACAGCGCUCCAACUCACGUCACUCUGAUGUCUUUACCUACCACAUGAUCGUCGCAGAGAUGAUGAGCGUCUUGGGGCUCAGCAUCAUGUUUUCUGGUGCCUUAACAGAUCUCCCACAGAUGAUGGUUGUGGGUACCUACCUUUUCUUCCUCAACUUGUUUGGAGAGAGGUUUUUUCACGUCCUGACCUGUGUGGAGCGCUACCUGGCUGUCGUUCACCCCGUCACCUACCUGAGCCUGAAGAAGGAGAAAUGGGUCAGAAACAGAAACAUCACCAUCGGCUGCAUUUGGCUAAUGUGCAUUGCAGGGACAGCUCUUAUCAACAUAGACACCACAUUCCUCAUCAUCCUUAAUUAUAGUGGCGGAUUUUUAAUCUUCAUUGUCAUCUCCUUCUGCAGCCUUUCAGUUCUCUGUGUUCUGAUUCGUCCAGGGCCAGGGGAAGGGGGCGGGGCCAGACAGCAGGUUGACCAAUCAAAGCUGAGGGCGUUCUACACCAUCAUGAUCAUACUGGGAGUGCUGCUGUUCAGAUUUGUGGGUAUGGUGACAUUCAGCGUACUGAUGAGCUUACCACAGCUGUCAGAGAAUCAUCGCUGUGCUUUGUGUUAUUCUGCAAACUGGUCCUGGCUGCCCAGCAGUCUGCUGUUACCUCUGCUCUUUCUACAAAGAGCAGGAAAACUGCCGUGUUGUCAGAAAAACAACAAAUAAAAAUGCUUGCUACUAAUACUCUGUUACCCUACACUUGUGGCAACAGACAGACAUAUUAUACAUCUUUUUUCAUAGAAAAUGAAAACAGAAAUAUACAACGGUUCAUCCUUUGAAAUCAAGUUUAUCUCAAGAGAAGCUGAAGGCUGAAAUAAGCAGCUUCUUCCAGCCCGCUGUGUCUUUUAUCAGAGCUGCUGUAAAUCGCCUCUGUUCUUUAUACCCUGCCACAAAAUUAAUCAUUCUCAGAGGUUGUUUUCAGUCCCAGUUUGGUGUCCAGCCAUGUUCGAUCUCAGGUGAUAAACUUGUCAUGCUGUGCUGACUCCCGCUUGUGACCCGAGGUCUCGCAAGUGGCUCCACCGAGCCAUGUCCUCUUUAUUUGUGGAGCAACCUUCCAAUUCUGCUUAUAUUUGUAACACAUUACACUGCUAGAGCUGCUAAGUUUAGCUUACACUGGGCAUAAACUAUAUCCAAUGACUAAUCUAAUUUAGUUAGAGAAAUGAUUUUCUCCUUGUCCUGAGAGGAUGUGUUGACAUACUACUGUAGGUGGAUAGACAUGCAUGAAAUAUAAGAUUAGAGCAGACAAACACACUGUUAAAACUGAUCCUCUUUUAUUAUUGUGGUUUUCAUUUUACAAAAGCUUAAAAGUUAGACACCACUGUUUAAACUACAAGGUUUGACGGACAUAUUUACGGCUGCUAUGCUAGUCUGAUAACGGUUUAGCUAACGGUCAGUUUCAUGUCAGUUUCU
Messenger RNA from Acanthopagrus latus (yellowfin seabream), 1848 nucleotides. Its product is annotated as P2Y purinoceptor 4-like. The transcript is spliced from 2 exons. Gene Ontology annotation, biological process: phospholipase C-activating G protein-coupled receptor signaling pathway; positive regulation of Rho protein signal transduction. NCBI's taxonomy places the organism in Eukaryota, Metazoa, Chordata, Actinopteri, Spariformes, Sparidae. Bases 199 to 1104 code for a protein of 301 amino acids. The record is from RefSeq and is a predicted model, not a curated record. Gene Ontology annotation, cellular component: membrane. Gene Ontology annotation, molecular function: lysophosphatidic acid receptor activity.